GUAUGACAAGCCGCCAAAAAAAAACACAAGAAGAAGAAUAAGAAGUAGGAAAACAGCGAUGCACUGGAGUUGGCGGGAGUUUAAGUAGAUUUGGAGCGAAAUCUAUCUAGGGAACGGAAUUAAGCUAAGGCAUGGAUGUUAAAAGAAGGAACGGCCAGAAGAUGGGAGGAGCUUCCCAGACCAAGCGGAGCAAAAUGGGUGCAGACUGGGAGGACAGCCCCUCUGUCUUCGAGGAGGAGCUAGCCAUGCUGGAUGAAGCAGAAAUGGAAGAGUCAAGAGAAGGACAGGCUGGACAUGAUGUCAUACCAGAUGGUGACCUCUUCUCUGCUGAUAUGAACCCCCGAUGGUGUCGCCCCCCCGCCCCCCCUCUAAACGUCCAGACUGACCGACUCACAUUCCAACAGAUAGACUUGGACUACUAUUUAGGCUCUACAGUGGUGGGGAUGCCUGGUCAGAGUCAGGGGCGCGUGCCCAUCAUCCGUAUGUUUGGAGUCACGGACGCCGGACACUCUGUAUGCUGUCACGUUCAUGGCUUCGCCCCAUACUUCUACACGCCUGCUCCCACCGGUUUCACCAGCUCUCACCUGAGUGACUUCCAGAAGGAGUUGAACUUUGCUGUAUUGAAGGAUAUGCGUUCCAACAAGGAGAACCUGUCUGUAACCGUUCUAGCUGUUGACAUCACCCGUAAAGAGAGCAUGUAUGGCUACCAUGGAAAUCGUCCUUUGGACUUCCUUCGCAUCACUAUGGCAACGCCUAGACUUAUUGCCCCAGCCAAAAGGCUGUUGGAACAGGGAUUCAAGUUUGGGCCUUUUUCCACGCAGAGCUAUGCCUCCUAUGAGGCCAACAUAGACUUUGAGAUAAGAUUCAUGGUAGACUGUGAUGUGGUGGGCUGCUGCUGGAUUGAACUGCCUGCUGGGAAAUACAGAGUGAGGGAAGAAAAGGCCACAGGAGAGGCUGACUCCCACCACCCCGGCAAGGUGUCGCUGUGUCAAUACGAAGUGGACGUGGGGUGGACAGACCUGGUCAGCCACCCAGCCGAAGGGGAGUGGCAGAAGAUCGCUCCACUCAGGGUGUUGAGCUUUGACAUUGAGUGUGCUGGAAGGAAAGGCGUGUUCCCAGAAGCGGACGUGGAUCCUGUGAUCCAGAUCGCCUCAAUGGUUCAGCGGCAGGGGGAGAAGGAGCCUUUCAUACGAACCGUCUUCACCCUGCAGUCCUGCGCCAGCAUCGUGGGCUCCCAGCUCCUCUGCUUCUCCCAGGAGAGACAGCUGCUGCAGAAAUGGGCAGAGUUUGUAAGGACAGUUGACCCCGAUAUCAUCACUGGCUACAACAUCCAGAAUUUUGACCUUCCCUACCUACUGAACAGAGCAGCCGCACUAAAGGUGAAUUUGUUCCCCUACCUGGGCCGAGUGUGGGGUAUCAAGUCGGUGAUACGGGACUCCAGCUUCCAGAGCAAGCAGAUGGGUAGGAGGGAGAACAAGGCGGUCAAUAUGGAGGGCAGGGUUCAGUUUGAUCUUCUACAGGUGCUACUGAGGGACUACAAGCUGCGCUCCUACACCCUGAACGCAGUGAGCUUCCACUUCCUGCAGGAGCAGAAGGAGGAUGUGCAGCACUCCAUUAUCACUGACCUGCAGAACGGUAAUGAGCAGACCCGACGGCGUCUUGCGGUGUACUGCCUGAAGGACGCCUACCUCCCGCUGCGUCUCCUGCAGAAGCUCAUGUGUGUGAUUAACUACAUGGAGAUGGCCCGCGUCACCGGCGUGCCGCUCUCCUACCUGCUGUCCCGCGGCCAGCAGAUCAAGGUGGUCUCCCAGCUGCUCAGACAGGCAAUGAAGCAGGGACUAGUAAUGCCUGUGGUGAAGACGGAGGGUGGGGAAGACUACACAGGAGCCACAGUGAUCGAGCCUGAGAAGGGGUACUACAGCAUACCCAUUGCCACCCUGGACUUCUCCUCACUGUACCCCUCCAUCAUGAUGGCCCACAAUCUCUGCUAUACCACUCUACUCCAGAAGGGGGCGGCAGAACGACUGGGCCUCUCUGCUGAAGAUUUCAUCAAGACGCCCACUGGGGACUACUUUGUGAAGAGCUCUGUGAAGAAGGGGCUCCUGCCAGAAAUCCUGGAGAACCUGCUCUCUGCCAGGAAGAGGGCAAAGGCAGAACUAAAAAAGGAAAGUGACCCUUUUAAAAAGCAGGUUUUGGAUGGGCGACAGCUGGCCCUGAAGAUUAGCGCUAACUCGGUCUAUGGCUUCACUGGGGCCCAGGUUGGCAAGCUGCCCUGCCUGGAGAUCUCACAGAGUGUAACCGGUUUUGGCAGACAGAUGAUCGAACGAACCAAAACGCUCGUGGAAUCCAAAUAUACCAUUUGCAACGGAUACCAAGCCGAUUCCAAGGUGAUCUAUGGGGACACGGACUCUGUGAUGGUGAAGCUUGGUGUCUCCACAGUAAAGGAGGCAAUGGAGCUGGGGAGGGAAGCAGCCGAAUAUGUCUCCAGUCAUUUCACCCCACCCAUCAAACUAGAGUUUGAGAAGGUUUAUUACCCGUAUCUACUGAUCAACAAGAAGCGCUAUGCUGGCUUGUAUUUCUCCUCCAGUGCUGACACUCAUGAAAAGAUGGACUGCAAAGGCAUUGAGACUGUGCGCAGAGACAACUGCCCCCUAGUGGCUAAUCUCAUCAACACCUGUCUUCAGAAAACUUUGAUUGACAGAGACCCCCAGGGAGCGGUGGAGCAUGCUAAGGAGGUGAUCUCGGACCUGCUGUGUAACCGAAUCGACAUCUCCCAGCUGGUCAUCACCAAAGAGCUCACCAGGUCUGCCCAGGAGUAUGCUGGGAAGCAGGCUCAUGUGGAGCUUGCUGAGAGAAUGAGAAAGAGGGAUGCAGGUAGUGCCCCCAAUUUGGGGGACAGAGUGCCUUAUGUCAUCAUCAAAGCAGCCAAGGGUGUAGCAGCUUAUAUGAAAUCUGAGGACCCAAUCUAUGUGCUGGAGAACAACAUCCCCAUAGACACACAGUACUACCUGGAACAGCAGCUCUCCAAGCCUCUGUUGAGAAUCUUUGAGCCCAUCCUGGGAGAGAGCAAAGCUGAGAGUGUGCUGCUGAAGGGAGACCACACUCGCUGCAAGACCGUGCUGACCUCCAGGGUGGGUGGUCUCAUGGCCUUUGCCCAGAAGAGAAGCACCUGCAUUGGGUGUAAGGCGGUGCUCAAAACUGAUGCUGCUGUCUGUGACUUCUGCAAGAAAAGGGAGUCUGAGUUGUACCAGAAAGAGAUCUCCCACAUGAGUGCUCUGGAGGAGAGGUUCUCUCGACUCUGGACACAAUGUCAGCGCUGCCAGGGAUCCUUGCACGAAGACGUCCUCUGCACUAGCCGAGAUUGUCCAAUCUUCUACAUGAGGAAAAAAGUACAGAAAGAUCUGGACGACCAAGAGAAACUUGUGUCGCGGUUUGACAUUUGAGGUGUAAGAGGAGACAAUGGACUGAUACAGGAAUAUGAGAUAAUAAAAAUGCUGACAAGUCACAAAUUGCUAAUGUAACAUGUAUUUACUUCCCUUAUAUUUGGUAUAAAUAAAAUGUGUCCUUUUGUUAAAAAA
Conger conger (European conger) is the source of this 3578-nucleotide messenger RNA. Its product is annotated as DNA polymerase delta catalytic subunit-like. Gene Ontology annotation, molecular function: DNA binding; DNA-directed DNA polymerase activity; nucleotide binding. Gene Ontology annotation, biological process: base-excision repair, gap-filling; nucleotide-excision repair, DNA gap filling; DNA-templated DNA replication. The record is from RefSeq and is a predicted model, not a curated record. Gene Ontology annotation, cellular component: delta DNA polymerase complex. NCBI's taxonomy places the organism in Eukaryota, Metazoa, Chordata, Actinopteri, Anguilliformes, Congridae. The coding region runs from base 132 to 3443 and encodes 1103 amino acids. The transcript has 27 exons.